AUGGCAAAAGUAUUUGACGCGGCAGAAGUCGCAAAACAUAAUACCCCAGACAGUUGCUGGGUAAUCCUUUAUGGCAAAGUUUACGAUGUGACGGAUUUCCUGUCAAACCACCCUGGCGGUGCAAAGAUCAUUCUGAAACUCGCAGGCACAGAUGCAACCGAGGAAUUUGACCCAAUUCAUCCACCCGGCACUCUGGAGGAGGACCUCAAGCCUGAGGCAUGCUUGGGAACCGUAGAUAAAAGCACAUUACCCACGAAAGAGACGCCAGCAGCUAAGCAGGAGCCGACAGGGCCCCCACCAAUGGAAGAACUUCUUAAUUUGAACGAGAUUGAAGAUGUUGCCACGAAGCAGGUCAGCCAAAGGGCAUGGGCUUAUUAUUAUUCUGCAUCCGACGACAAGGUCACCAAGUCUUUUAACACCGAGGUGUACCGCUCUAUUCUACUACGUCCGAGGGUGUUUGUCGACUGCACGCGCUGCGAACUGAACACUUCUGCUUUGGGGUAUAAACUGGGAAUGCCCAUAUAUGUGUCACCGGCAGCUAUGGCACGUCUCGGUCACCCAGCAGGUGAGGCGGGUAUUGCGGAGGCUUGUCGGAGCUUUGGAGCGAUGCAAAUCAUUUCGAACAAUGCAUCUAUGACCCCAGAACAGAUUGUCAAAGAUGCAGCACCUGAUCAGGUCUUUGGUUGGCAACUCUACGUCCUAACUGAACGGAAGAAGAGCGAGGCCAUGCUGGCUCGCAUCAACAAACUGAAUGCGAUCAAGUUCAUCGUUCUCACCCUCGACGCCCCAGUUCCUGGAAAGCGUGAGGAUGACGAAAGAAUGAGUUUUACUGGGGGAGUAUCAUCUGCACCAAAGGCUAUCCAGAGUUUCAUUGAUGACACACCCGAUAUUACGCAAGGCACUGGUGGAGUUGGACAACAGCUAUUUGCUGGCACCGAUCCAUCUUUGACUUGGAAAGUGACAUUACCAUGGCUUGCUAAGCACACUAGUCUUCCAAUUGUCUUGAAGGGACUUCAAACCCAUGAGGAUGCAUACUUAGCAUCAUUGCAUACUCCACAGGUGAAGGGCAUCAUCCUUUCCAACCAUGGCGGACGGGCCUUGGAUACGGCACCACCAGCCGUACAUACGCUAAUGGAGAUCCGAAAAUACUGCCCCGAAGUUUUUGACAAAUUGGAGGUCUAUGUCGAUGGCGGUAUUCGUCGUGGCACGGAUGUUGUGAAGGCUCUUUGCCUGGGAGCCAGGGCAGUGGGCAUUGGACGCCCAGCUCUUUGGGGAUUGGGUGCUGGUGGAGUUGAUGGUGUUCGUCGAACAUUGGAGAUUUUGGCCGACGAAAGCAAGACCUGCAUGCGGUUGCUCGGCGUUGAAAGAGUCGAGGACUUGGGUCCCCAACAUAUCAACACCCGUAUUGUAGAGCAACAGAUCUACGACGGCCCUUCCGGUCUUGCUUCUUUACGAAACAUUUUCCGAUCGAGACUAUAG
This is a messenger RNA of Penicillium taxi, 1479 nucleotides long. RefSeq names its product FMN-dependent alpha-hydroxy acid dehydrogenase. Gene Ontology annotation, molecular function: oxidoreductase activity; heme binding. NCBI's taxonomy places the organism in Eukaryota, Fungi, Ascomycota, Eurotiomycetes, Eurotiales, Aspergillaceae. The transcript is spliced from 5 exons. The coding region runs from base 1 to 1479 and encodes 492 amino acids. The record is from RefSeq and is a predicted model, not a curated record.